AUGGAAAUUGAUAUGCCAGAGAAAAGCAAUGCUGAUGCGAAGUCACUCUUAGUGUAUUUUGAUUUGGAAACAACUGGUUUGGACACCAAUGCCCAGAUAGUGCAAAUCGCUGCAAAAUGUGGAAGAUAUGAAUAUAGUGUUUACGUUAAUCCAACCAAAGAAAUUUCAAAAAGUGCUACCAAAGUUACAGGUUUGAGUAAUAGUGGUGGUAUGUUAUGUCUAAAUGGGAAGGCUGUUGAAAGUGUUGAUCUGCAAGAAGCUUUAAUCGCAUUCAAACAAUUUUUAGAAUCAUUAUCAAAGUCAAAGAAGUAUCUAUUAGUGGCACACAAUGCUACCUUUGAUAUUAGAGUAUUUUUAAAUAGUUUAGUUAGUUGCAACAUGCUACGAGAUUUUGAGGUGGUUGUAGGCUUUUCAGACUCUCUAAAAGCUUUCAAAAAAUUGAUCAUCGAAAAGAAAAAAGGCCCAGGACAAUUCACAUUAAAAGGUCUAGCUACAAAAUAUUUAGAGCCCAAAGAUUUAGAAAAUUUUCAUGAUGCUACUGGUGAUGUCAGAGUCUUGGAAAAAUUAGUAAAAUAUUUCACGUGUCAAGAAUUACUUAACAGUUUACAGAAAUCUUACUAUGAUUGCUGCAAUAAAGUACAUGAAAAUAAUAAGAUAAACUUCAAAUUGCAAUACUUGAGAGAAUUGAAAGGUGUUUUAUCUCUUACGUACUUGAAAAAAUUAGCUAAAUAUAACAUUACAUACCAACAACUAUUAGAAUUAUAUAAAAAGGAAGGAGCAGAUGGUAUUCAUAAAUUAUUUACUGAAAAAAGUGAAGGUAAAGUUAAGAUUACCAAAGAUAUAAAAGUUUUAAAUACAUUAGUUCACUUUUUUCAGACUGACCUGUGA
Messenger RNA from Phymastichus coffea, 888 nucleotides. RefSeq names its product DNA polymerase III subunit epsilon-like. Lineage: Eukaryota; Metazoa; Arthropoda; Insecta; Hymenoptera; Eulophidae. Gene Ontology annotation, molecular function: nucleic acid binding; 3'-5'-DNA exonuclease activity. The coding region runs from base 1 to 888 and encodes 295 amino acids. The transcript has a single exon. The record is from RefSeq and is a predicted model, not a curated record. Gene Ontology annotation, cellular component: cytoplasm. Gene Ontology annotation, biological process: DNA catabolic process.